Molecule: messenger RNA, 1560 nt
Organism: Brachypodium distachyon (stiff brome)
Lineage: Eukaryota; Viridiplantae; Streptophyta; Magnoliopsida; Poales; Poaceae
Product: CDP-diacylglycerol--glycerol-3-phosphate 3-phosphatidyltransferase 1, chloroplastic
Exons: 8
Coding region: 95-1060 (321 amino acids)
Biological process (GO): cardiolipin biosynthetic process
Cellular component (GO): mitochondrion; membrane
Molecular function (GO): cardiolipin synthase activity
Source: RefSeq, a predicted model, not a curated record
CACCGAGGCACCGACCACCCGGCGCAAGAAGCUCCCGUACCUCCUUCCCGACAGACCGCCUGGCCCCCUCCCAUGCUCCGGAGUCCACACGGCCAUGGCCUUCCUCAAAACCCUAAACCCUCUCUUCCGUAGGAAUCUUGCCUUCCGGAACCCGAAGCCCCUCCUCUCCCCCAACCCCUUCCUGCCCCCCUCGCUCACCGCCGCCUGUCCCGCCCUCGCGCCCUUCGGCGCCGCCACACACCCACACGUCCUAGUCCGCUCCGGCGGAGCGCUGUUCCUCUCGUCCGCCCCAUGGAUGCUCUCGCAGCCCGCCUCGCCGCUCACCACCGCGGCUGCUGCUUUCCGCGCGAAGCUCCACAGGGCCUGCGCCAUUGCCGGCGGGGGUGCGCAGGCUGUGGUGGAAGCCGUACGGUGGGAGCCAAGGCGGGUCUACAGCAGCGAGGCUGCGGGUGCGGGUGGAGGUGAGAGGUUUCUGAAUCUGCCCAAUUUGGUGUCGAUCGGGCGCAUGGUGUCGGGUCCGGUCAUUGGAUGGAUGAUUGUGAAUGAAUGGUAUCUUCCUGCUUUCGGCACAUUAGCUUUGUCAGGUGCAAGUGAUUGGUUGGAUGGGUUUUUAGCAAGAAAGAUGGGCAUCAAUUCUGUGUUUGGAUCAUAUCUGGACCCAUUGGCUGACAAGGUGUUGAUUUGCUCUGUUGCGGUAGCAAUGGUUGAAAAUGAGCUAUUACAUCCGGGGCUUGUUGGCCUGGUGGUUGUAAGAGACUUGCUCCUGGUGGGUGGCGCUGUCUACAAACGAGCUUCCAGCCUUGGAUGGAAGUGGAACAGCUGGUCAGACUUUGUUAACCUAGAUGCAAUUCACCGUGAGAAGGUUGAACCUCUUUUCAUUAGCAAGGUAAAUACAGUGUUCCAGUUGAUGUUGGUUGCUGGUGCACUCCUUCAGCCAGAAUUUGGCACAGUGGAAACUCAGAAUUAUAUUACAUACUUGAGUUUGCUCGUAGCUACUACAACGGUGGCAUCCACAGUAGGUUAUGGUGUGAAAUACUAUCAGAUAAGACCAAGGGCAUGAUGGCUGUUGUCUACUACAUUUUCUUUUUCAUGGCUGAUUGUGCUGCUGCUGCUGAUGAGAUAUCAGUGUCCCAGAAUUACGGGAACUUGUGGUCUUCCUUUUUGCAAGACUGGACAGAUCGCAACUCAUGAAUUCAGCAUUUCAAUGGCGUAGUAUACCAAACAUUUGAAGAAAUUGAAGGAAGAUCAGUUUUUUCAAUGAAAUCGGCAGAUGUUUGUUACAUUAGGACCUCUUCCCAGUAGCAGUUUAGUCUAGUUCCUUUUACUUGUAGUUUAGACACUGAUUAGAUUUUGAAGUUUUUGUACGACGUGUUGUGUAUUUUUGGCUUGAGAGUGCUCAUCAAGUUACUGAAAGGCAAGCCAGCUGGAACUGUGUUCCUUGCUUUGUCCAAAGACAUCAGCUCUUUAACUCUUUUGCCCUACCGCUUCAAGUCGUAUUUGGGAAUAGUAACUGUUUUUGUUUACAGCUGGGAAUAGUAACUGUUAGUUUUGUUUCGUAAA